UACGUCAUAACAUGUUUUGCAACGCUGUGAAAAUAUUUAUUACGCCGAAAAACGACAUCUGUCCUAUUACGCACUUACGAUAAAACGUUAACGACCUUUCUAAGGUUUUUACAACGUGGUUGCGGCGAAGCCUCGCAGAAUACGUAAUGAAUACAGGCUACGUCAGAGACUGUGGGAAGUCAUCUUUCCAAACCAACACCUUUUCCCCACACCAAUUCAGUGAACGGGACCGGGCUGUUAUAUCAGGUACGGAUAAAACAUUUAAGUAGCACACCUUAUUUCCCGAGAGCAAUUUUUGAUGUCUAUUAAGACAAAAAAUUAUUAACGUUUAUCGUAUUUCAAGUUUGAAACACCCUAAUUUUUCUCCUUUUUGAAUUAUUUUCAGGGCUCUCAUUAGAGAUGGCUAACUGGCUGAACUAAAUCCAGCCGCUAACGGAUAUUUCUAAGCAGUUUUCAUGGAAUUGUUAACCUGGAUUCACGGAUUGCGAAUAAUGAAGACGUCUGAGAUUAAGUGGGGCGCUUUUAACGGAGCGACCGAGACUAACGGGACGCGCGCGGAGAAAGUUCAGCACGUGCUCCAGCCAUUCUCAUCCACUGUCGCUCUUCUGGUGCUGGGAAUGGUCAUUAUAGGGGUUAUAUUACUGUCACUGAUCACCUACCACUUUCACAAAAGCAAGAUGAAGAAGAGGAAGAUGCUGAGGGCACAGGAGGAAUAUGAGCGGGAUAACUGUGGCUCCUCUAUCCCGGUCAGAGUGAAGCCCGCGCUGAGCCGCUCCGUGGUCGCUCGCCCCGCUCCACCGCAUCAACCGCCGACAAACACUGACGCUAAACACCGCGAGGGAGUCGUUUUGGAAGGGGUUACUGGCUCCUCGUAACGGGACGAAUGAGGUCUUUCUCAUUUCUGUGUCUUUGUAAAUAUGUAAGAUGAGUAGGCAUCUAUAAUCGCGUUGUUCACAUUGGGAGAUGUGAUUGGCCUUUCCUACGAUCAUCGUAUGGUGGACUUUACAAAGUAAACUAAAUAAUGACUGUCCUUUAAUUUAAUAACAGCUGAGUACGAAUGCGUUAUAAGUGAAAAUCAGUGGAUGGUGAAACACAACAGUGGGCCAGUGCUUGAAAGGAAUGGGGAUUUGGGGUUCUCUCUAGAUGCUGUCCAAG
This is a messenger RNA of Sinocyclocheilus rhinocerous, 1155 nucleotides long. RefSeq lists its product as uncharacterized. The coding region runs from base 456 to 875 and encodes 139 amino acids. Lineage: Eukaryota; Metazoa; Chordata; Actinopteri; Cypriniformes; Cyprinidae. The record is from RefSeq and is a predicted model, not a curated record. The transcript has a single exon.